GCAGUCCCCGACGUGCACGCGGAGCCGGGCCCCGUCGCAGUCACGACCUCGCCGCAGCAGCUGUCCCCUCGCCCGCGCGCCCCGCCGAACCACCACGCGACGAGCAUGACCACGAGCGAACUGGCGCCGACGCUGGCGCUGCUGCUGGCGAGCUGCUGCUGCUGCUGCCUCGUUGCCUUGGCGGCCGAGCUCAAGGUCGAGCAGGUCUACGUGCCGGAGGUGUGCGAGCAGAAGUCCAAGAAGGGAGACCAGCUGACCAUGCACUACACCGGCACGCUCCAGGACGGCACCAAGUUCGACUCAAGCUUUGAUCGAGAUUCGCCCUUCACUUUUCAAUUAGGCGUUGGACAAGUGAUCAAAGGAUGGGACCAAGGAUUGGUGGACAUGUGCGUAUCCGAAAAAAGGAAGCUAGUUAUCCCACCUGAACUAGGCUAUGGAGAUCGUGGAGCGGGCAACGUUAUUCCCGGAGGGGCUACUCUCCACUUCGAAGUUGAACUUAUCAACAUCAGUGAUUCACCUCCAUCUGCCAACGUAUUUAAGGAAAUCGAUGCUGACAAAGACAAUCAACUGUCCCGCGAGGAGGUAAGCGUAUAUCUGAGGAAGCAGAUGCUAGAAGCCGAACAGACUGGUACAGGUGAAAGCGAAGACAUGAAAAAAAUGAUUGCCGACCAGGAUAAACUUGUCGAGGAAAUAUUCCAACACGAAGACAAGGAUAAGAAUGGCUACAUUUCUCAUGAUGAGUUCAGCGGCCCUAAGCACGACGAGCUCUGAGCAACUUAUUACGGAAUAACGCGUUUUUUGUACACAACAAGCAUUGCAUAUUCGUUCUUUUAAAUUAUGACUCAUCCAAAUGUUAGUGUAUCAAUUUCUUUACGCAUCGGAACAUUUUGGUAGUCUUAACAUUGUUGACUCCGCUCUUAUGUCGAAAAGGAACUUACUAUUUGUCCUUGAAAACAUAUCUUAACUUCAUUACUUUUAUGAAACUCACCUUCCCACAUCUAAUUCCGUCGAUAGUUGCAAGUACGCUCUUCGGAUUAUCCAGCAAAAGUGUUUUUUUAAUCACUUUUCAGAGUCUUAUUAUCUCCUGAUCAACUUUGAAAGACUUAUUUUCAUUUUUCAGUAUCUCAGCUUAAUUGAACUUUACAAGUUUAAAAUAUAAAA
Phymastichus coffea is the source of this 1161-nucleotide messenger RNA. RefSeq lists its product as uncharacterized. Gene Ontology annotation, molecular function: peptidyl-prolyl cis-trans isomerase activity; calcium ion binding. Bases 106 to 771 code for a protein of 221 amino acids. The record is from RefSeq and is a predicted model, not a curated record. The transcript is spliced from 4 exons. Lineage: Eukaryota; Metazoa; Arthropoda; Insecta; Hymenoptera; Eulophidae.